Molecule: messenger RNA, 3176 nt
Organism: Polyodon spathula (Mississippi paddlefish)
Lineage: Eukaryota; Metazoa; Chordata; Actinopteri; Acipenseriformes; Polyodontidae
Product: biogenesis of lysosome-related organelles complex 1 subunit 2-like
Exons: 6
Coding region: 49-573 (174 amino acids)
Biological process (GO): lysosome localization; endosomal transport
Cellular component (GO): gamma-tubulin complex; BLOC-1 complex; BORC complex
Molecular function (GO): gamma-tubulin binding
Source: RefSeq, a predicted model, not a curated record
CAUGAGCGGCGUUCUAACCACGUGAUUCCAAAAUACUGCAGGAAAAACAUGGCAGACAGAGAAAGAGAUACAGCGAGUAUCGAAACCGGUAACAGUUCGGCAGGCCAAGCGCUGGGCCCCAACAGCGCGACAGACACAGCGAUCUUCGGCCAGAUUCGGGGCUCUGAUCCCGGGACAGACGCAGACUCGUACAUGCCUGUCCCUAAAAGGUCAGGCAGUCACAAUGAAAGCGGUGUGGAAACAGCAGAAGAGGCUGUUGAGCCGGCAGAGCCUGACGUCAGUGAGCUGUGCAGAGACAUGUUCGACAAGAUGGCCGUGUUCCUGCAGGGAGAACUCACAGCUACUUGUGAAGACUACAAACUCUUGGAAAACAUGAACAAACUGACCAGCCUGAAGUACAUGGAGAUGAAGGACAUCUCGAUAAACAUCAGCCGAAACCUCAAGGAUUUAAAUCAGAAGUACGCAGGUCUGCAGCCGUACCUUGACCAGAUCAGUCAGAUUGAGGAGCAGGUAACAGCCCUCGAACAAGCAGCAUACAAACUGGACACCUACUCCAAAAAACUAGUAAAAUAAAACUUCAAGUGAAGCAAAGGGCUUAUGAGGCCAAGUUUAAGAAGUUAGAAAAACGUUGAAGCUCUUCUGAUAACAGCUGUGAGGUUGAGAAGGCGACAGAUGAACUGUGUUUCUUUGGCUGGCUUAAUCCUGAUGUUCUUGUCCACGUGUCGCUCAGUAUGCAGUGGAGUUUUUGACAUGUGGAAAACCGUACGACCUGGAUUAAGAAGGUGGCGCCUUGAGAUGUUGCUGAUACUGAAAGCAGAAAAAAACAACUUUUAAACAAACCUGGGUCUGUCCAUGCUGGCUUUCUAAAAUGUAUUUUCACAAAUAGAACAUUUUGGGAGAUGUCCCUAUUCCAGGCAACACUAUGGGAGGGACAUCUAGAGGUACUGUAGCAAGGGUUUGUGGCAGCGUGACAUUCUGCAUUUGUGAAUGAAGAUCGUGUGAGCGGCCACUACCAUCAACCUUUCACUUUACCCCCUGGCUUUAAAAGACAAGGGUUAAUGUUUAAAGUCCAUUUUCAUUGUUGAAGUUGCUGUCGACCUAGAGAGAACAUAUUGUAGUUGUGGCAUUGCAAGCCAUGUUAACAGCCCCACUAUGUAGAAGUACACGGUACCCUUGUUUAAACCUGUGUUGCAGACUUAAAAAAAAAAAAAAAAAAAAAAAAAAAAAAAAAAAACCUUUACAAUUAGGUGAUUGCCAUUAAAGUAUUCAAGCAUAAGUAUCAAUACCACUCCUAAAACACCUCCAAAGAUUGCAACAAAGGGUUAGAUGCAUUGUCCCUGUAGGCAGCUACGGUAGCUGGUAGACUCGUGGGCCAGUCUGUUAGAUUUGUUUCCAUUUGUUUUAAUAGCUUGAUAAGUAUCUUGUUUGCUGGUCCUGUGCACAGUUAUAUUAACCCUAGUAGUAGUGACCCCAGUGUUUCCAGAUUCCCCUGCCCUGCAUUCCAGGGCCACCUUAUUUAAAGUCCUGUAUUGGAUUCAACAUAAGUUAAUUGGAGCCAGUCAAAAUGAACAUAGUGAAACAGCCCAAGCACUUAAGAAAUGAGACUGAUUAAAGUGUUGCUCAGAUCAGCCUAAACCCUGAUGAGCCCCAGCUUGAAGUUUAUUAAAGCAUUUUACAGUAUUGAGGAACCUCUCUUGAUUGCAUCAGCCACCUUACAUUGGUUAUCCUGGGAUAAGUGCAAUCUAGGGCCAUUCCCUGUUACAGUAAAAUGCUUGUGGCUUAGCCCAAUGGAGUAUGGGUUGAUCAACUCAAGAGAUUAUGGGGUAGUGCUGCUGAGUAGUUAAACAAGGACCUACCUUCACACAUCACUGCUUAAUAGAAAAACUCUUCCAUUCUACAGUGACCCAGAGUGAAACAGUGCGCCACACGCAGGGCCUGUUUGAAUGGCGGCGCGCUACUGGCCUGGCACAUGGGAAAUUGCAAAGUUUUGCAACUAUCACACACGCUCAUCAACAAUGUUUGUGUUCCUGUCAACUUGUAAACCUGAUAAGUGUUGUUUGUAAAGGCCAUCAAUUUUCUUAUUGGUAAUAGCAAAAGGAUGAAUGGUCCCACUUUCUUCUGUUGGUCAUCUUAUACACUUCAAUUUGGAAUGUCAUAUUUAAAAAGACAAUAAGUAGAUGAAAAGGAGCUGCUGCUUCCUGGUUCCUAAUUGCUUCAUGUGCUAAAUUUAAACUUGACUGCAGCCUGGCAUUAACCUUGGGAGGAAACACAGUAUGACUACCAGCCACCAGAUGGCAGCAUUGCCCUAUUAUUAAGUGGGUACACCACAGAGCUUCUGCAAUGUUAUGUAUCGUUUUGUAUAGUAUAAAUAAGUGAUCUACAGUAAAUGUUUUAGUAAAUAAGAGGUCAUGAAUGUAGGUAAAAUUAUUUGAACCUUUGAAUUUUAAACACUUGAGUUUACAGACUAUCACUAAUCUUGCACUGUCCAUACCAAAGGUAACAUUAGGUAGUCUAAGUUUACUGCUUCCAACCUUGAAAUCAUCAGCAUAAUAAUAAUAAUAAUAAUAAUAAUAAUAAUAAUAAUAAUAAUAGAAAAAAUGUGAACUGAACUUUCUUCAUAUGGGACUGAUCACCCUCCAGACAUUCACUCUGAAAUGUGCUUCCAGUCCAGGAACUGUUUGUACCAUUCAGAGCUUAACAACACUCUGAUACGGUAACACGGCAGAGUAACGAGAGAAAGAGAGGGGAAUGCAGCCCACUUGUGGGGUGGUUCACCACAUCACCACAGAAACAUUUGAUAGUUAAAAACAUAUAUCCAAUUAGUAUAUAAUAUUACAAUAGAAUUGGAUGAGGAAUGGGAUUGUUGUGGCUGGCUCUUGGAAAUGCUCCUGAUGCUAAUUUGGCAGGCUUUUUUUUCAGAGCCUUCUUAAAGAGCUCAGCUGGGUGGGAUUACUGUCUGAUCUUGUGAUGAAGAUGUAAGAGAUUAGUGCGGGGCCUCACUGCUAAACACUAGGACAUGUGUUCUUAUGCGUUUUGACAGGAUCUGUGCCAGAGAACAGAUGGUUCCGUCUCCAUUAUCACUUUUACUCUCGUGGCUUUAUUAGAAUCGGUUUCACUACCUUAUUAUUCUUUGUGCAAUUGAAUUUUAUAAACCAAUAAUAAAACUGGAGAUCCAA